UCGAAAUUGUAGCCGUGCGACGAUUCGAUAAGUCAUCAGUUCAAAGAAAUUGAAAAUUAUAUAUUCGAUAACUCUUCAAUGUCUCGAAUUAAUUAUAAUGUGUAAAAAAUGACGUAAGAAUGAAUAUCAAUAAUCAAGGAUUCCUCUAAGGCCCCUUCUACGUGACUUGUUUAGUGAAGUGUGAGUGAAGUGACAGCUCGAGCUGAUGUAUACUCUAGUAUACUAUUGUCAAAUUUCGAUCACAAGUGUAUUAGUUAUUGCAAUAGAAAUUUAAUGAGACCCAUAUUCCAAAAGUAAACACUGAUAAUAAUUUUAUUAUGUUUAUUUAGUAAUUCGUAACGUGCAUAGGACUUUGUUUGAAGUUGUUUUAGAUAAUGUGCUGAUAAAAGCAAACGUGGUUGUAAAUGUUUUGAUAAUUUUUGAUCCAAUUCGAGCAUUUCAAUUGUUCUGAAUAAUUCCAAAUAAAACGUGAUGGGUCGGUACGGUGGAAAAAAAUGUCGACUUAUGUCAAUGCUGUGUUUGACAGCAUUUUUCUUCUUUGUGGAAAUCAUUGUUGGAUAUGUUACAAAUUCUAUGGCUCUUGUGGCAGAUAGUUUUCACAUGCUUAGUGAUGUAGCAGCUCUCGUAGUGGCCUAUGUAUCUGUUCGAAUGUCUCCCAAGAAGUGGUCAAAAAAUACUUUUGGCUGGGCGAGAGCGGAGGUUCUAGGAGCCUUAAUCAAUGCUGUUUUUCUUGUGGCCCUGUGCUUUAGCAUAACAGUUGAAGCUUGUAAAAGGUUUAUCGAAAUAGAACCGAUACAUGAACCCAAAUUAUUGGUCAUUGUGGGUGCUAUUGGGUUGCUGGUUAAUGUAAUUGGACUACUACUUUUCCACAAACAUGGUGGUUCGCAUGGUCAUUCACAUGGGGGCCAUUCCUUAAGCCAUCAGCAUAGUCGCCUAGGACAAAUGGGAACAGAUGAUAAUGAAAAUGAUGAAGGGUAUCCUUCAGUACCACCUCCAAUUCCAGUAAAUGCUUCCGUAAAACAUGCACAUAGUCAUGACCCAGGACAGUUGAAUAUGAGAGGUGUCUUUCUACAUGUUUUAUCAGAUGCUCUUGGUUCAGUAAUAGUAGUGGCAUCUGCACUUGUGGUAUGGCUCACCGAUUGGAAAUAUCGUUAUUAUAUUGAUCCUGCUCUAAGUAUACUACUUGUAAUUUUAAUUGUACACAGUGUGUGGCCUUUACUCCGUGAAUCUGCGCUCAUUUUAUUACAAACUGUGCCCACACAUAUUCAAGUUGAUUCAAUUCAGCAAAGAUUAUUACAAAAAGUUGAUGGUGUAUUAGCAGUACAUGAAUUUCAUGUGUGGCAGCUAGCUGGAGAUCGUAUCAUUGCCUCUGCUCACAUAAGGUGUAGAAAUUUAUCAGAGUACAUGAAAAUUGCAGAAAGAGUUAAGGAAUUCUUUCAUAAUGAGGGAAUUCAUUCUACUACAAUACAACCAGAAUUUGUAGAACUAAGAAGUUUAUUAGAGCCUUCACGAGAUAUGGAGCAACCAUGUGCUCUAGAUUGCCCAAUUACUGAUGUACCAUGUGCUCAAGCUACUUGUUGUGGAACUUCCAAACCAGAUAGAGAUACCCCAUCACCAGCGGCCUCACCUUUUAUGUGCAGGCAACGAGGAGCAGGUCAACGAGUCCAAGGUGGUUCUUCAGGUCCAAACACUGGUGAUCUAGAAAGUGGUUCAUUGUUAGGUGGUACAUCCAAUCACUCAGUUGUUUGCAAUUGCCCUCCUGGUUCUAAUUGUGCUGUUCACAAAUCAAAUAAAGAAUCUUGUGUCUGACACACAUCUGUAGCGCCAAAGUCCCUGCACAUCAGUUGACUGAAUAUUUCAUAUUAUGCCAAAAUAUUUGCAUAAGAAAUAGUAGUGGAAAUCUAGUGCAAGGGAGUGAGCAGUGUUCAUAAUGAAAUAGAUUUAUUUAUUCAAUUUUAUUGAUAGGAAACUGGUGAUUUUAUUUGAUA
Ctenocephalides felis (cat flea) is the source of this 1988-nucleotide messenger RNA. RefSeq names its product zinc transporter 1 (gene ZnT63C). The coding region runs from base 472 to 1809 and encodes 445 amino acids. The record is from RefSeq and is a predicted model, not a curated record. Gene Ontology annotation, molecular function: zinc ion transmembrane transporter activity. The transcript is spliced from 8 exons. Lineage: Eukaryota; Metazoa; Arthropoda; Insecta; Siphonaptera; Pulicidae. Gene Ontology annotation, cellular component: membrane. Gene Ontology annotation, biological process: intracellular zinc ion homeostasis; detoxification of zinc ion; zinc ion transmembrane transport.